ACUGUGCUGCCGGGAGGGACCUCGUGGGAUGCGGAGUCUUUCAGAAUCCUUUUCACUCCCACAGGGUCGAGACGCGGAGUGAAAGAAGAAGGAGCCGCAUAUGAAUCAUUUAAAGCUGUAAGAUGCUAAUAUUUCAAGUCGCAGCACACCUAGCGCUCUGCGCGCUCACAUUGGCCCAGGUGCCCGAGCUGAGCGAUGUGUGCACGCAAGGCAGCUGCUACCCCGCAACGGGAGACCUCCUGAUCGGCAGAGCCCACCAGCUGCGGACCUCUUCCACUUGCGGGCUCCACCGACCCGAGCCCUUCUGCAUUGUGAGCCACUUGCAGGAGGAGAAGAAGUGCUUUGUCUGCGACUCAAGAGAAGUCUACGAUGAGAGGACAAAUCACACGACCAGCCACAGCAUUGAGAACGUGGUGACCACCUUUGCUCCCAACCGCCUCAAAACAUGGUGGCAGUCAGAGAAUGGCCUAGAGAAUGUGACCAUCCAGCUCAACCUUGAAGCUGAGUUCCACUUCACCCACCUCAUCAUGACCUUCAAGACGUUCCGUCCUGCUGCCAUGAUCAUUGAGCGUUCCGCUGACUUUGGGAAGAACUGGCAGGUCUACCGCUACUUCGCCUACGACUGUGAGGCAUCCUUCCCCGGCAUCUCCCGAGGGCCCAUGAAGAAAGUGGAUGAUGUCAUCUGCGAUUCACGCUACUCUGACAUCGAGCCCUCGACAGAGGGAGAGGUAAUUUUUCGCGUCUUGGAUCCAGCUUUCCGAAUUGAAGACCCCUACAGCCCCAGAAUACAAAAUAUGUUGAAAAUUACAAACCUGAGGGUCAAGUUCACCAAGCUGCACACCCUGGGUGACAACCUGCUGGACUCACGCAUGGAAAUUAAAGAGAAGUACUACUACGCCAUCUACGAUAUGGUGGUGCGUGGCAACUGCUUCUGCUAUGGACACGCCUCCGAGUGUGCCCCCGUUGAUGGGACCAGAGACAAUGUGGAGGGAAUGGUCCACGGUCACUGCAUGUGCAACCACAACACCAUGGGCCUGAACUGUGAGAAAUGCCAGGACUUCCACCACGAUUUACCCUGGAGACCAGCUGAGGGACGCAACACCAACGCAUGCAAAAAGUGCAACUGCAACCACCACUCAGACUCGUGCCACUUUGACAUGGCGGUAUACGUGUUCACGGGCAACGUGAGUGGAGGCGUCUGUGACGACUGCCAGCAUAACACCAUGGGCCGCAGCUGCGAGCAGUGCAAGCCCUUCUACUACCAGCACCCCCAGAAGGAUGUCCGUGACCCCCACAUCUGCGAACCUUGCAACUGCGACCCGGUGGGUUCCCUGAACGGCGGAAUCUGCGACGGGAUGACAGACAUACUGGCGGGCCUCAUCGCCGGCCAGUGCCGCUGCAAGCCCAAUGUGGAGGGCGAGCGCUGCGACCAGUGCAAACAGGGCUCCUACGGCUUGAGCGAGGACCCGCUGGGUUGCCAGCCAUGCACGUGCAACCCUCUCGGCACUCUUCCGGGAGGGAGCCCGUGUGACACGGAGACAGGAAAUUGUCACUGCAAGCAACUGGUGACUGGGAGGAAUUGUGAUCAGUGUCUGCCACAACACUGGGGGCUCAGCAACGACAUGCACGGGUGCCGACCAUGCGAGUGUGACCAGGGAGGAGCCAUCAGCAAUGACUGCUCUGCAGAGACCGGGCAGUGUCCCUGCCGAGAGCACAUGUUUGGGCGUCAGUGCAACCAAGUGGAGUCUGGCUUCUAUUUCAUCGCUCUGGACCACUACACAUACGAGGCAGAAGAUGCCAAGUUUGGACCUGGUGUGACAAUAGUCCAGCGGCAGUACCCUCAGGAUCGAACCCCUACAUGGACGGGGAUUGGAUUUGUCAACGUUCCAGAGGGAGCGUAUCUGGAGUUCAACAUUGACAAUAUCCCCUACUCCAUGGAGUAUGACAUUGUGAUCCGCUACGAACCCCAAUUGCCCGACCAGUGGGAGGAAGUGAUGAUGACGGUGAUCAGACCCGGUCCAAUCUCUGCAGACAGUCGCUGUGUGAACACUGUGCCAGAGGAUGAUAAUCAAAUGGUCUCCCUCCACCCAAUUUCCAGGUACGUGGUUCUGCCACGGCCGGUGUGCUUCGAGAAGGGGCUCAACUACACCAUUCAUCUGAGCUUGCCCCUGUACUCUGCCCUUAGUGUCGUCCAGUCCCCUUACACCCUCAUUGACUCUAUUGUGCUCAUGCCCCACUGUAAGAACCUAGAGAUCUUCACAGGAUCAGAGGGAGGCGAUUUGGUGACCAACAGUGCCUGGGACACCUUCCAGCGCUAUCGGUGCCUGGAGAACAGCCAGAGUGUGUUGAAGACGCCCAUGACAGACAUCUGUAGGAACUUCAUCUUUGGCGUGUCUGCACUGCUGCACCAAGGGGCUGUGGCAUGUGAGUGUGACCCCCAAGGCUCCCUUAGCUCCGUGUGUGAUCCCAAUGGUGGCCAGUGCCAAUGCCGGCCCAACGUGGUGGGCAGGAAGUGUGACAAGUGCACCCCCGGAACCUUUCAGUUUGGACCCAGCGGUUGCAGACUAUGCAAGUGCAACCCACAGGGUGCUGUCAGCGCUUUCUGCCACGAGGCUACAGGCCAGUGCGAGUGUGUUGUGGGUGCAUCAGGCCGCCAGUGUGACGUCUGUCUCCCGGGACACUGGGGUUUCCCACGCUGCCGGCCCUGCUCGUGCAACGGCCACGCGGAGCAGUGUGACCCCCACACCGGGAAGUGCCUGGGCUGCCGGGACCACACCACAGGCCAUAGCUGUGAAAGGUGUUUGAACGGUUACUAUGGCGACCCGGUGCUGGGCUCUGGGAGCCACUGCCGGCCCUGUCUGUGUCCGGAUGGGCCCGACAGCGGGCGCCAGUUUGCCGGGGGCUGCUAUCAGAACCCAGACUCCUCCCAGGUGUUCUGUGUCUGCAGCCUAGGAUACAAAGGUGCAAGAUGUGAUGAGUGUGCCCCUGGUUACUAUGGCAACCCGCAGCAGGUGGGGGGACAGUGCCAGCCCUGCCAGUGUAACCAGAACAUCGACAUGGUGGACCCAGACUCGUGCGACUCUCAGUCGGGCAUCUGCCUCAAGUGUCUGCACCACACUGAGGGCGACAGCUGCCAGAGCUGCAAACUCGGUUACUUUGGAGACGCGCUCACCCAGAGCUGUAGGAAGUGCACGUGUAAUCACCUGGGCACAGCCAAUGACACCUGUCCCUCAGCCGGGAACUGCCACUGCGACUUGGCCAGCGGGCAGUGCCGCUGCCUCCCCAAUGUGGUGGGCCAGAGCUGUGACCAGUGUACCAAUGACACCUGGAACCUGGCCAGCGGGUCUGGGUGUGAACCCUGCGACUGUGACCACAGCCACUCCUUUGGGACAUCCUGCAAUGAGCUGACGGGACAGUGCUCCUGCAAGCCCGGCUUCGGGGGCCGAACAUGCCGCGAGUGCAGGGAGCUCUUCUGGGGUGACCCCGAGGUGAAGUGCUCUGCCUGUGACUGUGACCCCAGGGGUAUUAAAGAGGAGCAAUGUGACAAGACCACCGGCCGCUGUGUCUGCGUGGAGGGUGUGGCCGGCCACAGGUGUGAUGAGUGUGCACGGGGCUUCUCGGGCGAGUUCCCCCACUGCGAGCGCUGCCACGACUGCUUCCAGGUGUGGGAUCAGGUGAUCGGCGAACUCGCGAACCAGACACGCCGGCUGACCGAAAGGGUGGGGAGUCUGAAGGCCAGCGGAGUCACAGGACCCUAUCAUGAGACGUUCAACAGCAUCGAGCAGAGCACCAGUGCCAUUCAAGCCAUCUUGGAUCAGAACCCAGCUGCCCAGCCCCUGGCGGAGAUCCAUGAGCUGCUGGAGCAGGCCUCUGACCUGCUGGGAGAAAUUACCAACAAGCUGAAUACCACAGAAGAGACCGUGGCCCAGAUUUCCAAGGACAACAAUAGCACAGACUACAAACUGUUCGCCAUCCAGGAGGAUGCCCAGAAGCUGGAAAGCACCAUUCGUGACCUGUGGGAUCUGGUGGACUUUGUGAAGAACUCUAAUGUACGAGGUGCCAUGGAGAGCAUCACCAAACACUUCCAGCAGUCUUUGGAUGCAGAAGAGCGUGUAAAUGCCUCCACCAGCGACCCUGACAACACAAUUGAACAGUCAGCCUCUAUCCGGCAGAUUGUGGAGGACAGGAUGAAUGAAACCAAGGGCCAGUUUGAUGAGAGACAGAAGGACAAUGCCAGGAGACUGGAUGAUCUAGCUGGUCAGCUGGAGACCCUUGACCUGUCCAAACUCAGUGAUAUGACAUGCGGUAGCCCAGCUGGAUCCGAGACGUGUGCCAGCUCGCCCUGUGGGGGUCUGGGCUGCCUGAAGGAGGAUGGAACGAGAAAGUGCGGCGGCGAGGGGUGCGAUGGCCUCGUCACCCUGGCACACAGUGCCUGGCAGAAAGCCAAGGACUUUGACAGGGAAAUUCUCAGUGCUCUGGAAGAAGUGGACAAGCUCUCCAAGAUGGUGAUGGAGGCCAAGAUGAAGGCAGAUGAGGCAAAGCGGAGUGCUCAAGAUGUUUUGCUGAAAAGCAAUGAGACCAAGCAGCACGUGGAGCAAAGCAACACGGAGCUGCGUAACCUCAUCAAGCAAAUCCGCGACUUCCUUACACAGGAUGGAGCAGACGUGGAGAGCAUCGAAGCGGUGGCCAAUGAGGUGCUGGCGAUGCAGAUGCCUACAACACCGGGCCAGCUGCAGAACCUGACAGAAGAGAUCCGGGAGCAUGUGGGCAGUCUGUCGGAGGUGGAAGUGAUCCUGAACCAGAGCGCGUGGGACAUCCAGAGAGCCGAAAGACUGCUGGAACAGGCCCAUAAAGCCAGUAAAGAUGCUCAGAACGUCAAGGACACAGCUGAGAUGGUGAAGGCGGCGCUUGAGGAGGCUGGGCGUGCCCAAGGCACAGCUGCAAGAGUGAUCAAACAAGCCACAACAGACAUCAGUGGAACCCAGGACCUGAUAACUUCGCUGGAAUCAGAAACGUCGGACUCGGAGUUCCGCCUGAACAACGCCACGCAGAGGCUGCUGGUGCUGGAGAAGGACAUCGCUUUACUGAAACAGAAAAACCAGAACAACUCUAUCAGCGUUGAAGAGACCAAUAAAGCCACAGAGGAUCUCAACCAAGUAGCUGACGAGGUUCAAAAGGAACUGGACACAGAACUGAAAGACAAGUUUAAGUCCGUGGAAGACCUUGUCUCGCAGAAGGCUGGAGGCCUGGAAGAUGCCAAGAAAAGAGCAGAGCAGCUUCAGCAGCAGGCCAAGGAACUGCUGUCACAGGCCAGCGACAAGCUGCAGCAACUCAAAGAUUUAGAGAAGACAUAUGAGGAGAACCAAAGGAAGCUGGAGGAAAAGGCCAAUCUUCUGGCUGACCUGGAAAGUGCAGUUCGGGGCCUGCUCCAAGACAUUAGCGAAAAAGUAACUGUGUAUAGCACCUGCCUGUUUUAAGUGAACUCAUGACUAAAGAGGAAAGGCAUCAGAUACCAAUGUUUACACCAAAUCUUGAAAAAUACCUAUCAUGUAUGCAGAAAAUGUGAAAGAAACACAAGCUGUAAAGGGCUGUGGAGUACAUAUUAAAGAAAAAUGAAUGCAUAUUGUGAACCAUGAAUGUACUGACUUGUAUUUCUCUAAACAUGAGAUCUUGAAA
Messenger RNA from Scleropages formosus (Asian bonytongue), 5676 nucleotides. RefSeq names its product laminin subunit beta-1-like. Gene Ontology annotation, biological process: animal organ morphogenesis; cell migration; axon guidance. The record is from RefSeq and is a predicted model, not a curated record. Gene Ontology annotation, molecular function: structural constituent of synapse-associated extracellular matrix; integrin binding. Lineage: Eukaryota; Metazoa; Chordata; Actinopteri; Osteoglossiformes; Osteoglossidae. The transcript has 33 exons. Gene Ontology annotation, cellular component: laminin trimer. Bases 123 to 5477 code for a protein of 1784 amino acids.